UUUUAGCAGUUGGUCACACAUUAAACUCUCGUGAGAUGUGAUCAGUGAUUUAAUGUUUAAAAAAAAUAGAGUAAGGCGUAUAGAGAUUUUAAUUUAAAGUCAAAGCAUAAAAAUACUUUAUCAUUUUAAUUACCUGGUGUAACCACGAAUUACCUAAGAUUUCUCGUUAAAAUGGUGCAAAAAGGACCUCGUCCUCUAGUUCUUUGUGGCCCGUCAGGUUCUGGGAAGAGUACAUUAUUGAAAAGGUUGUUAAAAGAAUUCCCUGACAAGUUUGGUUUUAGCGUGUCUCACACAACGAGAGGACCACGACCCGGUGAGAAAGAUGGAAUUCAUUAUCACUUUACCUCGAAGGAACUAAUGAUGUCGGCUGUUGAUAAAGGAGAGUUUAUUGAAACAGCUGUUUUUAGUGGAAAUAUGUAUGGAACAAGCAAGAAAGCUGUUGAAGAUGUCAGGCGUACAGGCAGAAUUUGUGUCCUUGACAUAGAAAUUGAAGGAGUGAAGCAAAUAAAAAGAACUGACUUGGAUCCUUUGCUUGUUUUUGUUAUGCCACCAUCUAUUGAUGAGCUUGAGAGACGACUUCGCAAUCGCAAUACUGAACAAGAAGAUGCACUCCAAAAGAGAUUGGAACAAGCUCGCCAUGAGAUUGAAUAUGGUAAGGAGCCAGGAAACUUCCAUAUUCUUAUUCUCAAUGACAGUAUAGAGAAGGCAUACUCAGAGUUACGUGAUUUUAUUGGAAAAAACAUGAAUAAUGCAGUUGAAGAGAAAGAUGCUUCAUUGGACAAGUAAGCAGUGCAUGGAUUUGUUAUAGAUAAUUGUAAUAACCCACACAUCUAGAUUUUACAGGAAAUUUGUUGUUUUUGCUUAUUAGAAUGUAUGCUGUUUUUAGUAGUAAAAAAAGGUAUAUCAAUUAUCUAUUUACAGAUUUUUAUCCUUCAUAAAACCUAAAUUAUUUCAAUUUAGGAUCAUAAUUAUAUUUGAUAUUGGAAAAAAUUAUAUCAGACAGAUUUAUUUUUCCUAAAAAUAGAUUGAACAUCUUAUUAAAAGAUAGAUAAGAAUAAUAUAAAGAAGUUUUUAUGAUGUUUUUGAGUUUGUAAGAAAUCUUGCCCCAAACCUGUGUCCAAACUUAAUUAAAAAAAAAAACUUUUUGAAUUAAAGUUAAUUAUAAACAUUCUAUAUUACUAACAAUAAGUAGACAAAAAGAUAGUCAUAAUA
Pieris rapae (cabbage white) is the source of this 1212-nucleotide messenger RNA. Its product is annotated as guanylate kinase. The coding region runs from base 172 to 786 and encodes 204 amino acids. Gene Ontology annotation, molecular function: GMP kinase activity. The transcript has 5 exons. Lineage: Eukaryota; Metazoa; Arthropoda; Insecta; Lepidoptera; Pieridae. The record is from RefSeq and is a predicted model, not a curated record. Gene Ontology annotation, biological process: purine nucleotide metabolic process. Gene Ontology annotation, cellular component: cytosol.